Molecule: messenger RNA, 1164 nt
Organism: Penicillium manginii
Lineage: Eukaryota; Fungi; Ascomycota; Eurotiomycetes; Eurotiales; Aspergillaceae
Product: PAPA-1-like domain-containing protein
Exons: 3
Coding region: 1-1164 (387 amino acids)
Biological process (GO): chromatin remodeling
Cellular component (GO): Ino80 complex
Source: RefSeq, a predicted model, not a curated record
AUGACGCCAGUUCUCCGCCGCUCUCGUCGAUCGCGGGGAGCUCAGGAACAAUCCCCAGAAUCGGAUGCUAACAUCAAUGCCAGGCCUCAGAGACAAACCCGCUCCGCUGCUGCUGCGGCAUCUGUGACUGUCUCUCGAUCUUCUCGAUCUUCAUCGGAUCCAUCAGGCGAACCGGCCCGGACUCUCCGUGUAACUGUGAAAAUGCCCGCUGGUAAAUUGCGGGAAGCUACUGGUGGCCGCUCCGGCCGCCGAUCAGUCAAUGUGUUCCAGGAGAACCCAAUUGUUUCAGGACCGCGUUCCAGUCGGAACAAAAAGAAGGUCGUGGAAGUUGCCUCGUCCGACGAGGAGGACAUCGAAGACGAAGAGGAGGAUGAGGUCGAAGAUGAAGAAGAUGCUCCUGGCGAAGAUGAUGACGAAGAUGCCGAUGGUGAUAUAGAUAUGGACGACGCUCUACCACAACCGCCCACAAGGCGAAAUGCUAAGGUUACAGCCCCCGCCCGUGGCAAAGCCAAGAGCGUGGAAGCCAAAGAAAUGGAGCUUGAAGAGGAAGAAGAUGAGGAAGAGGAAGAGGAGGAGGAAGAUGAAGACGAUGUCACCGACUCCGAUGCGGAGGGCGAGCCCGAGGACCAAGACGAAAGCGCUGUCCCUGAGCUCAAUGUUGAAGACCUCGACGAGGAAGACGAGGAGGAUGACUUGGAUGAAGAAAUGGACAGCGAAGGCCUUGCUCUCAACAGCGGCAAGACGACCAAGCGUCAGCGAGGAAACCUAGGCGAUGACUUCUUGCAGCUCCCAAUGGAACCCCAAGUCAAGAAACAUUUGACGGCCGAGGAGCGUGCUAUGAGACGAGCAGAAAUGGCCCGCCGAAGGAAGAAUCUCAGCGAAAAGCGAAAUGAGGAAGAAAAGAUGGAUACAAUCAAUCGACUUCUCAGGAAGCAACCCCCCAAGCGCCGUGGCCGCGGUGCAGUUGCUGAUACUGAUGGGACCCCCGCGGAUCAAGAAGGCCAGGAGCCCGAAAAGGCCGAUCCUACGAUGGUUCGCUGGGUUAGCAAUGCCAAUGGCUGCAAGCUCGGUGUGCCCGAGGAGUGGCUCGGUACUCCAGUCGGUCGUGUUUUUGGAGCUCCCGCAGCGGUCACUGGGACGAGCAAGCUGGUGCAAGAACUCUGA